AUGUCAGCGCAAGAAGUUGAUUGGCAUAAUUAUGACGACCUCAAGAGGAGGACUAGUUCUGGUUCGCUGAACAAAAAUGAUAGCGAUGAUGGAGAGGUGACUCUGACAAAGAGCGAUGUUGUGCUAACGUUCAACAUAGAGGUUGUUGUGAUGGAAGUUCAAGGUCUGAAGGCGAUAGCUCCCAAUCGAAUAGUCUAUUGUACCAUGGAAGUGGAUGGGCAUAAAUUGCAAACGGAUCAUGCCGAAGCUCAACGACCAUCGUGGGUUCUAUUAUGGGAUACGCAAGGAGAUUUUUCCACAAAGAAUCCUUUACCUGUCGUCAAGGUCAAGUUGUAUUCUGAGGUGAAAAGCAUCGUCGCUUUUGAAGACAAGGAACUUGGAAAGGUGAGAUUACCAAUGGUAAUUAUCCAACCGACGCCUAACUGCUCGCGGUCACCGGAAUGGUAUACGAUGACUGUCCCAAAGAACAGUGCCGACCAGAAUUUGAAAAUCAGGAUUACAAUACGGGUAGAAAAGCCACCUAAUCUCAAAUAUUGCGGCUACUGUUACUGUAUCGGUCGGCAGGCGUGGAAGAAGUGGAAGCGACGAUUUUUUUGCCUAGUUCAGGUGUCUCAAUAUGCAUUUGCGGUCUGUAGUUUCCGACAAAAGAAGUCGGAUCCAACCGAAUUUGUUCAACUUGACGGGUUCACCAUCGAUUACAUGCCUGAGCCGGAUCAAGGUAAAUUUUCUACAAUAGAAUGUAGCAAAUUUCCGAAGACUCAUGAACCGAGUCGUAAAAUGUUUUUUGGGGAUCUUGCUGCUCAAGGUGGCAAGCAUUUUUUCACAGCCAUCAAGGAAGGUGAUGAAUUGAAGUUUGCCACGGACGAUGAGAAUGAACGGCAUUUAUGGGUUCAGGCUUUGUAUCGAGCAACAGGACAAGCUUACAAGCCAGUUCCACCGAAGCAAUCCACGGUAGCUCCGAAAGCUCAGGGCUUCCAAGAUAAAGCCAGUAAACAUGGUUUGGAUGAUAUCAUCCAGGCAGAUCCCAUAAGCUUUAAUCAUGACCACAUCUUUGCGGACAUCCAACGACAAGCUUUGAAUUUCCGGAUGAAUGAACCCAUAUGUUCAUUGGGGUGGUUUUCGCCUGGACAAGUUUUCGUAUUGGAUGAGUACUGCGCUCGGUAUAUGGUCCGCGGAUGUUAUCGACAUGUCACGCUGCUUUCUAAUCUUCUUGAUAAAGCCGAUCAGGGACAGCUAAUUGACCCUACGCUCAUCCAUUACUCAUUUGCGUUUUGUGCCAGCCAUGUGCAUGGUAACAGGUGGGUGCAGCUUGGUGUGUAA
This is a messenger RNA of Cylicostephanus goldi, 1320 nucleotides long. NCBI's taxonomy places the organism in Eukaryota, Metazoa, Nematoda, Chromadorea, Rhabditida, Strongylidae. The record is from the annotation of a GenBank genome assembly.